AUGGAGAAGGGAAACCAAACCAGCAUCAAGGAAGUCCUCCUCCUGGGACUGUCUGACCGGGCAGAGCAGCAGCAGCUCCUCUUCGUGCUGUUCCUCUGGUUCUACCUUCUCGGCGUUGUAGGGAGCCUGCUCAUUGUCCUGGCCAUCAGCUUUGACCCGCACCUGCACACCCCACUGUACUUCUUCCUCACCAACCUCUCCCUAGCCGACAUCUGCUUUCUGUCCACCACGGUACCCAAGAUGCUGGUCAACAUUCAGAUCCAUGACAAAUCCAUAUCCUACGCUGGCUGCCUGGCGCAAAUGAACUUCUUCAUUCUGUUUGGAGGUCUGGACCACUUUCUCCUCACUAGGAUGGCAUAUGACCGUUACGAGGCCAUAUGCCACCCCCUCCACUACACCACCAUCAUGAGCCCACGGCUCUGUAGCCUGCUGGUUGCUGGAUCCUGGAUCUUCAGUUCCCUCCAUGCCCUGACACACACCCUAUUAGUGGUUCGCUUAUCCUUCUGUUCCAAUCGUGAAAUUCUUCACUUUUUCUGUGAACUUUACCAGAUCCUCGAGCUUUCCUGUUCUAGCAUCAUCAUCAAUAACCUAACGGUGCUUGUCUUUACAAGACUGAUUGAGGUAGGACCAGUAUUCUGCCUCGUGUUUUCUUGCAUUCGCAUCAUCUCUACCAUACUGAGAAUCCCAUCUGCAGGGGGAAGGAGGAAAGCUUUCAGCACCUGUGGCUCUCACCUGUCCUUGGUCUCCUUAUUCUACAGCACCAUUCUUGGAACCUACCUUUGUCCAACAUCUACCCAAGCAUUCAGUAAGGGCUCGAUAGUGUCUGUGCUGUACACAGUGGUCAUUCCUACAAUGAAUCCCUUCAUCUACAGCCUGAGGAACAAGAACAUGAAAGAGGCCCUGAGAAAUACAUUCAACAGUAAAAGUGUCUUCUUUCGAGGAUUCUGA
Molecule: messenger RNA, 948 nt
Organism: Tachyglossus aculeatus (Australian echidna)
Lineage: Eukaryota; Metazoa; Chordata; Mammalia; Monotremata; Tachyglossidae
Product: olfactory receptor 24-like
Exons: 1
Coding region: 1-948 (315 amino acids)
Biological process (GO): G protein-coupled receptor signaling pathway
Cellular component (GO): membrane
Molecular function (GO): olfactory receptor activity; G protein-coupled receptor activity
Source: RefSeq, a predicted model, not a curated record